Molecule: messenger RNA, 615 nt
Organism: Physella acuta
Lineage: Eukaryota; Metazoa; Mollusca; Gastropoda; Physidae
Product: keratin-associated protein 4-4-like
Source: RefSeq, a predicted model, not a curated record
ACAUUCGUAAUAUAUAGCAGAGGUCUGAGAAACAUGAUGUCUAUCACCGCCGUUGUUCUGAUGGGUGCCACCCUCAUGAUGUUUUCUACUAUCACCUCUAGCGACGGUCAAACUAUCAACGUGGACUUGAAUAAAGGCUUUAACUACAACACACCUUUGUACUGCUCGGCAAUAGUCUCUGGGCUCUCGGACUGUAAGCCUUCUGCUUGCUUCUGGUCGGGGUCAAGGUCAGAGUGCUGCAUGAACAAGGCUACUUCAGUGUGUAAAUGCAGCAGCAAAGUGAAUUGCCCAGUUGAACCGGCCCUUAAACUAGAGGAUGGGCCACCAAAUUAUUGUGAACCCAAAGAGAUCAGGCCACCCGUGCUGAGCAAGACGUGUUCAAAUUUCAACAACUGUUUUACUGCAUCAGGCAAAGUUAAUUGCUGUUAUAGCAUUGAAGUUCAAGGUGGGAAGUAUGUUCAAAGUUGUCUCUGUCUUCAAGAAGAAAAAUGUUAGUUAAAAAGGGAGUUUGACGCCAAUCCAACUGCAAGAAAUACAUCCAAGUUGUAUAAUAAAUAAGUUUGUUGUGUUUCAUUACAAUAAAAUAAAAUACUGUAAGAAAUUAAUAAAGAACAA